Messenger RNA from Zingiber officinale, 1186 nucleotides. Its product is annotated as bax inhibitor 1-like. NCBI's taxonomy places the organism in Eukaryota, Viridiplantae, Streptophyta, Magnoliopsida, Zingiberales, Zingiberaceae. The transcript has 5 exons. Bases 472 to 1143 code for a protein of 223 amino acids. The record is from RefSeq and is a predicted model, not a curated record. Gene Ontology annotation, cellular component: membrane.
UUUCCACUACCACUCUACACCUCUGACUGCACACUCGUAGGUCCUCCCUCUUCCCCCGCCUCUUCACCUCUUCCGCCUCUGCCCCUGCCGUCACAACCACCAUCUCCGUCGGAGACAAUCUUCCUGACGCCAACCUCUCCUACUUUGGCUCCGAUGGGGAGCUCCAGACCGUCACCAUCUCUGAUCUCACCAAGAGCAAGAAAGCCAUCUUCUUCACCGUCCCGAGGCCUUUACGCCGACGUGCUCGCAAAAGCACCUCCCUAGAUUUGUGGAAAAGGAUGGGGAGCUGCAUGCCAAAGGCGUGGACACCAUUGCCUGCAUCUCGGUCAACGACGCUUCCGUGAUGCAUGCCUGGAAGAAGGAUCUCAACAUUAGGGACGAGGUUUUGCUACUCUUCGACGGAAACAGGGAGGUUUUGCUACUCGCACGAACCCCCGAGACGCUCCCAGAAGAAACCAACGUUUAAUCAUCAUGGCGUAUAAAGGGCGAAGGGAGAACACGCCUUCUCUCCUCGCCCGGAGACUUCGAUCUGUUUUCAUUGUUCGCCGAGAGAGAGAUAGAGAAGAGAGAGAGAUGGAUGCGUUCUUCCAAUCCCGAUCUCAGUCCCAUGGCGGAUGGACUCGGAAUUCCUUCAAAAAUUUCGGUCAGAUCCCUUCGAAUGUUCAAAAUCAUAUGAUGCUGGUUUACUUGACGCUAUGUUGCGCACUCGCGGCAUCAGCGGCUGGAGCUUAUCUCCACAUUUUGAUGAACAUUGGCGGAUUUUUGACGAUGAUGGGUUGCUUUGGUAGCAUCAUGUGUCUGCUUUCCAUGCCUCCAUAUGAAGAGAAGAAGAGGUUUGGGCUUCUGAUGGCCGCAUCUGCUUUCGAGGGGGCUUCCAUUGGCCCUUUGAUUGAGCUUGCCAUUGAGUUCGACUCCAGGUUGAUUAUGCUUGCACCCCUGAAGAGGUUCAACAGCAUUUUCAGUCGUGUGGUAUUGUUAAUAGAGUCACCAUUCUCACUGACAGAAACGGUCAGCCAAAGGGUUUUGCUUAUGUCGAAUUCUUGGAAGUUGAGGCAGUCCAAGAAGCCUUUUGGUUGCAUGAGUCUGAGCUUCAUGGUCGUCCAAUCAAGGUUGCCGCCAAACGAACCAAUGUUCCAGGGCUGAAGCAGUUCCAUCCUCUGCGACAUAAUCCCUACCGGAUGUAUUC